AUGUUAAGCCUGUCUCGCUGGCGGUGGCCGUUGCGACACCACAGAGUUCCGAUGCUUGAAGGACACCGGUGGUACUGGGGUUGUCCGAUGGAGGCUGUAGGUUGGCUAGGUUUUAGGGUUGUUUUCUUCUUUUUGGCAGGUGAUGAAUUUACUAUAACACCCUUGCACUUUAUGAUAUUAGCUUUUUCUCACUUUCCAAAUGCAAAGGAAAACCGAACCAAAUCGGUUUGGCAGCCGUUCAUAUCAUGUGUGGUGUCGUCGGUUGAGGGCCGAAAUCUUGGCGAUCCAUUCUCGUUAUUGACUUCCGGUUUCUUUGUUGGAUAUCACGUGUCAGAGGAAUGUCAAGCCUGUCUCGCUGGCGGUGGCCGUUGCUCGCGCGACACCAGAGAGUUCCGAUGCUUAAAGGCCACCGGAGUAAAUAAAAAGAAUGCGAUCAUCGGAUUCGUUAGUCUUGCUGUUGGGUUCAUUGUGGUAAUUCUGCUGGUUCGCUUUAUCAUCAAGAAACUUGCAAAAUGUGUGCGUGCAUUCCUUCGGAAAGCCAAGACAGAGAACGACCAAAACAUCGAGGCCUUUCUAAAGAAUCGCGGGUCUCUUUCUCCGAAAAGAUACUCUUAUUCCGACAUUAAGAAAAUUACCAACCACUUUCGGACUAAACUAGGUCAGGGAGGCUUUGGUUCUGUCUUCCAAGGAAAGCUAGAAAAUGGCUCCCUCAUGGCAGUAAAGGUUCUCAAAGGGCUGAAAGACAAAGGAGAGGAGUUCAUUAAUGAGGUUGCAACCAUCAAUAGAACUUCUCAUGUUCACAAUGUGACUCUUCUUGGAUUCUGCUUUGAGGGUAGCCAUCGAGCUCUCAUAUAUGAAUUCAUGCCAAACGGAUCAUUUGGCAGUAGAGUAUCCCUAAGGCAAACCCAGCUUAAACACAUAAGGGUAAGCACAGGAUGA
This is a messenger RNA of Rhododendron vialii, 939 nucleotides long. Its product is annotated as rust resistance kinase Lr10. NCBI's taxonomy places the organism in Eukaryota, Viridiplantae, Streptophyta, Magnoliopsida, Ericales, Ericaceae. Gene Ontology annotation, molecular function: protein kinase activity; ATP binding. Gene Ontology annotation, biological process: protein phosphorylation. The record is from RefSeq and is a predicted model, not a curated record. The transcript has 6 exons. The coding region runs from base 1 to 939 and encodes 312 amino acids.